ACAUACAUCGGUUCCAUCGUCGCCUCCGUGAACCCCUACAAGACCAUUCCAGGGCUGUACGACUGCACUGCCAUGGAGCAAUACAGCAAGCACCACAUGGGAGAGAUCGCACCCCACAUCUUCGCCGUGGCCAACGAGUGCUACCGCUGCCUUUGGAAGCGCCAUGACAACCAGUGCAUCCUCAUCAGUGGUGAAAGUGGUGCCGGAAAGACAGAAAGCACUAAGCUAAUUCUCAAGUUCUUAUCUGCAAUGAGCCAACAUUCACUGGAGCUGUCUUCCAGAGAGAAAACCUUCUGCGUGGAACAAGCUAUUCUUGAAAGCAGUCCAAUUAUGGAAGCUUUUGGAAACGCGAAGACUGUUUACAACAACAACUCGAGUCGCUUUGGGAAGUUCAUUCAGCUGAACAUCUGUCAGAAAGGGAACAUUCAGGGAGGAAGAAUUAUAGAUUAUUUAUUGGAAAAAAACCGUGUAGUAAGGCAGAACCCUGGGGAAAGAAAUUAUCAUAUAUUCUACGCUCUGCUGGCAGGGGUAGAAGAGAGAGAGAAAGAUGCUUUUUACUUAUCUAUGCCGGAGAACUACCACUACCUGAAUCAGUCUGGAUGUACAGCGGAUAAGACAAUCAGUGACAAAGACUCUUUCAAGGAAGUCAUUACUGCAAUGGAAGUGAUGCAGUUCAGCAAGGAGGAAGUGCGAGAAGUUUUGCGGCUAUUAGCUGGCAUUUUGCAUCUGGGAAACAUUGAGUUUAUCACUGCUGGUGGGGCGCAGGUGUCCUAUAAAACAGCUCUGGGAAGAUCUGCUGAAUUACUGGGGUUGGACUCCACACAGCUAACUGAAGCAUUGACACAGAGGUCAAUGAUACUCAGGGGAGAAGAAAUCCUAACACCUCUUAGUAUACAACAGGCAAUAGAUAGCAGAGAUUCUAUGGCUAUGGCACUUUAUUCUCAGUGUUUUGCGUGGGUCAUUAAGAAAAUCAACAGCAGGAUCAGAAGCAAGGAAGACUUCAAGUCCAUUGGAAUUCUGGAUAUAUUUGGAUUUGAAAACUUUGAGGUUAAUCGUUUUGAGCAGUUUAAUAUUAACUAUGCAAAUGAAAAGCUUCAGGAGUAUUUCAAUAAACACAUCUUUUCCUUGGAGCAACUGGAAUACAGCAGGGAAGGACUAGUUUGGGAAGAUAUUGACUGGACAGACAAUGGAGAGUGCUUGGAUCUGAUUGAAAAGAAACUUGGCCUGCUGGCACUCAUCAAUGAAGAGAGCCAUUUUCCUCAAGCCACUGACUCCACCUUACUGGAGAAGCUGAAUGCCCAGCACGCCAGCAAUCCUUUUUAUGUGAAACCAAGAGUUGCCGUUCACAACUUUGGAGUGAAACACUAUGCCGGGGAGGUCCAGUACGACGUCCGAGGGAUCCUGGAGAAGAACAGAGAUACUUUCAGAGAUGAUCUCCUGAACUUGCUGCGUGAGAGCAGUCUUGAUUUCAUCUACGAUCUAUUUGAACACGUUUCAAGUCGCAACAAUCAAGAUACUCUUAAAUGUGGAAGCAAGCACCGCAAGCCCACUGUCAGCCUGCAGUUCAAGGAAUCUCUUCAUUCUUUAAUGGCAACGCUGAGUUCUUCGAAUCCUUUCUUUGUCCGUUGCAUCAAACCCAACGUGCAGAAGAUGCCAGACCAGUUUGAUCAGACUGUGGUGCUCAACCAGCUGCGCUAUUCCGGGAUGCUGGAGACAGUGAGGAUUCGAAGGGCUGGCUUCCCAGUCCGAAGGCCCUUUCAAGACUUUUAUAAAAGAUACAAAGUCCUCAUGAGAAACUUAACUCUGCCUGAAGACUUGAAUGAGAAAUGUGCAGUCCUCCUUCGCCUGUAUGACAACACAAGCACUGAAUGGCAGCUUGGAAAAAAUAAGGUUUUUCUCCGAGAAUCCUUGGAACACAAGUUGGAGAAGCAGCGAGAGGUGGAAGUCACCAAGGCAGCAAUGAUUAUCCGAGCACACAUCUUAGGUUAUGCAGCCCGAAAGCGGUAUAGAAAGGUUCUUUACUGCGUGGUUGUGAUUCAGAAGAAUUACAGAGCAUUUUGUGGUAGGAAAAGGUUCCUUUGCCUGAAGAAAGCAGCCAUAAUUCUUCAGAAGCAGCGACGAGGCCAGCUUGCUCGACGUGUCUACAGAGAACGGCUAGAGGAGAAGCGUCGAGAAGAGGAAGAAAGGAGAAAAGAGGAGGAAGAAAGGGAAAGACUAAGGCAAGAAGCAGAGCGUCUUGCCCAGCAGGCUGAAGAAGAGAGGAAGCAGCAGGAACUGGCUGGCAUUCAGAAAGACCAGAAGGAGGCAGAGCCGAACAACACCAUGCUUAUACCUCCUACCCACGACUCAGUCAGUCUCCACAACUCGUCAAGUGGUGAAUCCACAUACUGCAUGCCAGAGAACGUGUCGUGCAGGCCCCCAAAUUCUGUGGAACUCAUUUCUCCUGAUGGAGACUAUGAUUAUGACCAAGAUGAUUAUGAAGAUGGUGCUAUUACUUCUGGUAGCAGUGUGACCUUCUCUAAUUCACACAGCAGCCAGUGGUCCCCUGACUACCGGUGCUCAGUGGGGACAUACAACAGCUCUGGAGCAUACAGGUUUAGUUCCGAAGGAGCUCAGUCUUCUUUCGAAGACAGCGAAGAAGACUUUGACUCCAGGUUUGAUACAGAUGAUGAACUUUCCUACCGGAGGGAUUCAGUCUACAGCUGUGUCAGCCUGCCCUACUUCCACAGUUUUCUGUACAUGAAAGGUGGCUUAAUAAACACAUGGAAGCGACGCUGGUGUGUCCUGAAAGAUGAGACCUUCCUGUGGUUUCGUUCCAAGCAGGAAGCACUUAAACAGGGUUGGCUUCACAAAAAGGGGGGUGGAUCGUCUACACUUUCCAGAAGGAACUGGAAGAAACGAUGGUUUGUUCUCAGGCAGUCCAGAUUGAUGUACUUCGAAAAUGACAGUGAAGAAAAGCUAAAGGGUGCUAUUGAUGUCCGAACAGCCAAAGAGAUUGUUGAUAAUACUGGCAAAGAAAAUGGUAUUGAUCUAAUAAUGGGUGAUAGAACCUAUCAUUUGAUUGCUGAGUCUCCUGAGGAUGCAAGCCAGUGGUUUAGUGUCCUGAGCCAAGUGCAUGCGUCCACUGAGCAAGAGAUCCGAGAGAUGCACGAUGAGCAGGCAAAUCCACAGAAUGCCGUGGGUACACUCGAUGUAGGACUCAUUGAUUCUGUCUGUGCUGCUGACAAUCCAGAUAGACCCAAUUCAUUUGUGAUCAUCACUGCUAACCGUGUUCUUCACUGUAAUGCUGACACUCCCGAAGAGAUGCAUCACUGGAUAACCCUACUGCAGAGGUCGAAGGGGGACACCAGAGUGGAGGGACAGGAAUUCAUUGUGAGAGGAUGGCUCCACAAGGAAGUGAAAAACAACCCAAAGAUGUCUUCGUUAAAGCUAAAGAAGCGCUGGUUUGUGCUGACACACAAUUCUCUGGACUAUUACAAGAGCUCGGAGAAGAACGCUUUGAAACUGGGGACGCUGGUCCUGAACAGCCUCUGCUCUGUCGUCCCACCCGAUGAAAAAAUCUUCAAAGAGACAGGCUACUGGAAUGUAACUGUAUACGGACGCAAACACUGUUACCGUCUCUACACGAAGUUGCUUAACGAGGCCACCCGUUGGUCAAGCGCCAUCCAGAAUGUGAUUGACACAAAAGCACCAAUUGAUACACCAACCCAGCAACUUAUUCAGGAUAUUAAGGAAAACUGCCUAAAUGCCGAAGUGGUUGAACAAAUUUAUAAGAGAAACCCUAUUCUCCGUUACACUCAUCAUCCGUUGCACUCGCCAUUACUGCCAUUGCCAUAUGGGGACAUCAAUCUCAACUUGCUGAAAGACAAGGGCUACACAACUCUGCAGGAUGAAGCCAUCAAGAUAUUCAAUUCAUUACAGCAGCUAGAGUCUAUGUCUGACCCCAUCCCUAUAAUUCAAGGUAUCCUGCAAACCGGGCACGAUUUGCGACCUCUUCGAGAUGAGCUGUACUGUCAGCUCAUCAAGCAGACCAACAAAGUACCUACCCCUGGGAGCGUGGGGAACCUGUAUAGUUGGCAGAUACUCACCUGCAUGAGUUGCACUUUUCUGCCCAGCCGCAGCAUCCUCAAAUACCUCAAGUUCCAUCUCAAAAGGGUUCGUGACCAGUUUCCGGGAACUGAAAUGGAGAAAUAUGCACUUUUUACUUACGAGUCUCUGAAAAAAACCAAAUGCAGAGAGUUUGUGCCAUCACGGGAUGAAAUAGAAGCCCUGAUCAGCAGGCAGGAAAUGACGUCUACAGUUUAUUGCCAUGGUGGUGGCUCCUGUAAGAUCACCAUCAACUCGCACACUACAGCCGGAGAGGUGGUUGAAAAGCUAAUUCGUGGCUUGGCCAUGGAGGAUAGCAGAAAUAUGUUUGCUUUGUUUGAAUACAAUGGAACUACUAAUAAAGCAAUUGAAAGCAGAACCAUUGUGGCAGAUGUCUUGGCAAAGUUUGAAAAGCUCACUGCUUCUGCUGAAGCUGGGGAGAUGCACUGGAAGUUUUAUUUCAAGCUCUACUGCUUCCUGGACACAGAAAAUGUCCCCAAAGACAGUGUGGAAUUCGCCUUUAUGUUUGAGCAGGCUCAUGAAGCAGUGAUUAGAGGACACUAUCCUGCUCCAGAAGAAACGCUCCAGGUCCUUGCAGCUUUGCGUCUUCAGUAUCUUCAGGGAGAUUACACUCUGCAUACCACCAUACCAGACAUGGAGGAAGUCUACCCCUUGCAAAAGCUGAAGUCUCGGAUUACUCAGUCCACCAAAACCUUUACUGCAACAGAGAAGGCUGAGAAGAAGCGAGCCAGCUUCCUUGAAGGGACGCUGCGGAGGAGCUUCCGCAGUGGCUCUAUCAGCAAGCAGAAGGUCGAGGAGGAUCAGAUGUUAGACAUGUGGGUCAAAGAGGAAGUCUCAGCUUCCAGGACUAGUAUUAUUGACAAAUGGAAAAAGCUGCAGAGAAUGAACCAGGAGCAGGCUAUGGCCAAGUAUAUGGCUUUGAUUAAGGAAUGGCCUGGCUACGGGUCAACAUUGUUUGAUGUAGAGUGUAAAGAAGGGGGCUUUCCACAAGAAUUGUGGCUUGGAGUCAGCGCUGACGCCGUCUCUGUCUAUAAGCGUGGAGAAGGCCGGCCUCUGGAAGUGUUUCAGUAUGAACACAUCUUGUCCUUUGGGGCACCGCUUGCCAACACCUACAAGAUUGUCGUGGAUGAGAGAGAACUGCUUUUUGAGACUAGUGAGGUGGUUGACAUUGCCAAGCUGAUGAAAGCCUACAUCAGUAUGAUCGUGAAAAAGCGCUACAGCACCUCUCGGUCAGUGAGCAGUCACGGAAGUCAAGGCAGCUGCAGGUGAAAGCAAAGCCAGUGGCACUGUGUGCGCUCGUAACAGAACUUACCGCUGCUUGGCCUCCAGCUCACCCGACGAUACCAAUCACCUUUGUCAACAACCGAACCAAGAACCAGAAUUUCUAAGGAAAAUACCUUCAAGGCUUGUUUUUAAAAGACUACAGGCUGGGGGUUGGGAAGGACAUCGGCUGGAAUAGUCACAUACUAGAACUGUUGACUUACCCCAAAAUUCCAAAGCAUCGUGAUCUUCAGUUUAUGCAACAGAUGCCUUAAGACUUGACCCACUGCAAUACAAGCAGUAAAAAGUGCCUUACAACAUUUAAACGGACUUGUAUUAACCUAAAAUUGCUGAUAAAAAUCAAGAUUUUUCUCCGAUCAAAACGCUGCAAGAGAAGUUCAUCCAUUCUGCACUAACCUACCGGCCUGCAUACUUGUGGGAAUGGGGGAGGAAAGAAGAGGGAGGUUUAUUUUUUUUGGGAGCUGCUGGCAGCCUUCC
Messenger RNA from Tinamus guttatus (white-throated tinamou), 5865 nucleotides. NCBI's taxonomy places the organism in Eukaryota, Metazoa, Chordata, Aves, Tinamiformes, Tinamidae. The record is from RefSeq and is a predicted model, not a curated record.